GCGGCACCUGCCAGCCACCGGAAGUGGGACUGGGGCCGUCUGGGAGGGUCUUGGGUGCUAGGGCUGGGGUCUGAGCGGUUUGUUCGUGAGUCCCGCCUCCUCACCUCGAGUACCCCGGUUUCCUGCUCUGUACCCGGAGAGAGCUGGUCCAGCCCAAAGAUCUCUAAGCGUCCUUCCUGUGGGGCUGGCUGGGGCCCGGAGGAUCUCUAAGCAUCCUUGGACAUAAGGAAGCCUCCUUCCUCCCAGAGACCAUGGCUUCAGCUUCAGACUCGUCCCUGGGCCGGGACAGCUCCUUGCUGGCUGCGGAGCUGAGGGAGGAAGCCAGAGCUGAGGCAGAGGAGGAGAACAGGGGCCUGUGUGAGCAGAUGCUGCUGCAGGCCAUGCAGAAGAUCCUGGAUGCCCAGUCACCCAUGCCUGACUCCAGGCAGAUCCAGCCCAAGCCUGGUUUCUGUGUCAAGACCCGCUCCCCAGAGGGAAAGGUUUUCAUCAAUGUGUGUCAAUCGGACGCCAUCCCGGCCCCAGCCGAUCUCAGUGAGCAGGAGCUGCUGUGUGUGCUCGAAGGGGACCAGGCUGCCUUCCGCAUCCCCAUGAGCCUGGGAGAGCCCCAUGCCGAGCUGGACCGAGGUGGGCCUCAGCCCGGGGCCGUUGCCUCUCUCCUUCCCCUCCCUGGGCAGUGUCAAGGCCUAUCUCUGGUUUGGGUGGUUCCCUCCUUUCAUCUCUCUCUCUCUCUCUCUCUCUCUCUCUCUCUCUC
Molecule: messenger RNA, 751 nt
Organism: Vombatus ursinus (common wombat)
Lineage: Eukaryota; Metazoa; Chordata; Mammalia; Diprotodontia; Vombatidae
Product: PIH1 domain-containing protein 1-like
Exons: 4
Biological process (GO): box C/D snoRNP assembly; rRNA processing
Cellular component (GO): cytoplasm; ribonucleoprotein complex; R2TP complex
Source: RefSeq, a predicted model, not a curated record